AUGGAGGCACUGUUGCUGGUGGUCUUGAGCGGCGAGCGUAGAUUGGUAAUGGAGCAGGAUGUUACAAUGGUGGAGAGCCUAAAGUUGAAGGGGGAAAAAGAUGUAAAGGAGAGGAUAUUACUUGGGGAGAGCAAAGAUUGCGGGAAAGGAUGUAGAACAGGACAUAGAAUGUAUUACGAAGAAAUAUG
This is a messenger RNA of Ilex paraguariensis (yerba mate), 188 nucleotides long. Lineage: Eukaryota; Viridiplantae; Streptophyta; Magnoliopsida; Aquifoliales; Aquifoliaceae. The record is from the annotation of a GenBank genome assembly.